AUGCCUUUUAGUGUGCCGUGCUUUUCUGUUUUUACUGGACAGUACCAGAUGGAUGCACUAGAGUAUGCCUUACUGUCAAUAGGUAUAAAUGUUGGGCAUGGGGAGGGAAGUGAUAGUUCACUGGGCUAUGGGGAGGGAGGCCAUAGUUCACUGGGUUAUCGGGAGGGAGACCAUAGUUCACUGGGCUAUGGGGAGGGAGGCCAUAGUUCACUGGGUUAUCGGGAGGGAGACCAUAGUUCACUGGGCUAUGGGGAGGGAGGCCAUAGUUCACUGCGUUAUCGGGAGGGAGACCAUAGUUCACUGGGUUAUGGGGAGGGAGACCAUAGUUCACUGGGUUAUGGGGAAGGAGACCAUAGUUCACUGGGUUAUGGGGAGGGAGACCAUAGUUCACUGGGUUAUGAGGAGGAAGGCCAUAGUUCACUGGGCUAUGGGGAGGAAGGCCAUAGUUCACUGGGCUAUGGGGAGGAAGGCCAUAGUUCACUGGGCUAUGGGGAGGAAGGCCAUAGUUCACUGGGCUAUGGGGAGGAAGGCCAUAGUUCACUGGGCUAUGGGGAGGAAGGCCAUAGUUCACUGGGCUAUGGGGAGGAAGGCCAUAGUUCACUGGGCUAUGGGGAGGAAGGCCAUAGUUCACUGGGCUAUGGGGAGGAAGGCCAUAGUUCACUGGGCUAUGGGGAGGAAGGCCAUAGUUCACUGGGCUAUGGGGAGGAAGGCCAUAGUUCACUGGGCUAUGGGGAGGAAGGCCAUAGUUCACUGGGCUAUGGGGAGGAAGGCCAUAGUUCACUGGGCUAUGGGGAGGAAGGCCAUAGUUCACUGGGCUAUGGGGAGGAAGGCCAUAGUUCACUGGGCUAUGGGGAGGAAGGCCAUAGUUCACUGGGCUAUGGGGAGGAAGGCCAUAGUUCACUGGGCUAUGGGGAGGAAGGCCAUAGUUCACUGGGCUAUGGGGAGGAAGGCCAUAGUUCACUGGGCUAUGGGGAGGAAGGCCAUAGUUCACUGGGCUAUGGGGAGGAAGGCCAUAGUUCACUGGGCUAUGGGGAGGAAGGCCAUAGUUCACUGGGCUAUGGGGAGGAAGGCCAUAGUUCACUGGGCUAUGGGGAGGAAGGCCAUAGUUCACUGGGCUAUGGGGAGGAAGGCCAUAGUUCACUGGGCUAUGGGGAGGAAGGCCAUAGUUCACUGGGCUAUGGGGAGGAAGGCCAUAGUUCACUGGGCUAUGGGGAGGAAGGCCAUAGUUCACUGGGCUAUGGGGAGGAAGGCCAUAGUUCACUGGGCUAUGGGGAGGAAGGCCAUAGUUCACUGGGCUAUGGGGAGGAAGGCCAUAGUUCACUGGGCUAUGGGGAGGAAGGCCAUAGUUCACUGGGCUAUGGGGAGGAAGGCCAUAGUUCACUGGGCUAUGGGGAGGAAGGCCAUAGUUCACUGGGCUAUGGGGAGGAAGGCCAUAGUUCACUGGGCUAUGGGGAGGAAGGCCAUAGUUCACUGGGCUAUGGGGAGGAAGACCAUAGUUCACUGGGCUAUGGGGAGGGAGGCCAUAGUUCACUGGGCUAUGGGGAGGAAGGCCAUAGUUCACUGGGCUAUGGGGAGGAAGGCCAUAGUUCACUGGGCUAUGGGGAGGAAGGCCAUAGUUCACUGGGCUAUGGGGAGGAAGGCCAUAGUUCACUGGGCUAUGGGGAGGAAGGCCAUAGUUCACUGGGCUAUGGGGAGGAAGGCCAUAGUUCACUGGGCUAUGGGGAGGAAGGCCAUAGUUCACUGGGCUAUGGGGAGGAAGGCCAUAGUUCACUGGGCUAUGGGGAGGAAGGCCAUAGUUCACUGGGCUAUGGGGAGGAAGGCCAUAGUUCACUGGGCUAUGGGGAGGAAGGCCAUAGUUCACUGGGCUAUGGGGAGGAAGGCCAUAGUUCACUGGGCUAUGGGGAGGAAGGCCAUAGUUCACUGGGCUAUGGGGAGGAAGGCCAUAGUUCACUGGGCUAUGGGGAGGGAGGCCAUAGUUCACUGGGUUAUGGGGAGGAAGGCCAUAGUUCACUGGGCUAUGGGGAGGAAGGCCAUAGUUCACUGGGCUAUGGGGAGGAAGGCCAUAGUUCACUGGGCUAUGGGGAGGAAGGCCAUAGUUCACUGGGCUAUGGGGAGGAAGGCCAUAGUUCACUGGGCUAUGGGGAGGAAGGCCAUAGUUCACUGGGCUAUGGGGGGAGACCAUAG
Messenger RNA from Mizuhopecten yessoensis (Yesso scallop), 2184 nucleotides. Its product is annotated as spore wall protein 2-like. The record is from RefSeq and is a predicted model, not a curated record. Bases 1 to 2184 code for a protein of 727 amino acids. NCBI's taxonomy places the organism in Eukaryota, Metazoa, Mollusca, Bivalvia, Pectinida, Pectinidae. The transcript is spliced from 2 exons.